UCCCUCAAUCUCUCGAAUCGCGCGCCCUCUGCAACUGCCAGACGCACCCCCGCGGAGGAGGGCAAGAAGAGGUGAGGCGCGCAGAGCAAGAAGCCAAGAAGAUGGCCGCCGUCCCCGACGGCGUCUCCUCCUGCGGCAGCAUCAACAUGCGCCGCAUGGACCACCUCCUCCCGCUCCCGCUCCCCUGCGCCGGCGAGUCGACGGCCGCCUCCCGCGUCUCGCCGGGCUCCUCCCCCGCCCGCUCCGACGCCUCCGAGGGCGCCGCCGCCUUCUAUGCCGACCCCGACCCGGAGGACCAGCCCGAGGCGUCCGCGGGGAGGAGCACGCAGAUGCUGCUCGCCAUGGCCGCCAUGGGCGGGCGCGGCGGCCCCUACGGCCGCCGCCCGGCGUCCUCCUACGGCAGCUGCGCCGCCUGGAGCGCCGGCUCCCUCACCGCGCACCGCCCGGCCUCCCCGUCGCCCAUAUGCAGCCCCGUCAGCAGCAAAGGCGGCGACGGCUGCCGGGACGGCGGAGAGCGGCGCGACGAUGGCGACACGUCCUCCUUCGUCACGUCACAGCAGGAACAAGAGCAAGGGAGGUUACCAACGAGAGAAGAUUUCGUCAAGUGUUCUGCUACGCCACGAAACAUCCGACUACAGACUCCCAGGCACCCUUCUCUGCCGGACAGGAGAGCUAACGGAUCCAGUCGAGGGCCUCCAAAAUUCGUCCACAAGGCCACGCCAGCUAGAUUGAUGCGCCGAGCUCGCUCCUCACAUAAUUACCAUGGGAAGCGCAUGGGAGCAAUUGAUGCUGUCAAUGAAUGGAGAUUGCCUAAAGUAAGUGAAGAGGCAGAUGAGGCAGUGGAUCAGAAGGACUGGCAGGAUGAUGCUAUGUCAUCUCGUGUAUCCUCAGCUCGUGAUUGGAACUUCGAGUCGGAUAGUGCCUAUGAGGGAAGCAAUCAUGAUGGUCGUGCUUUUGACCAUACAGAGGUCGAGGAUUGUGCAGCUGCAGUGCAAAGGAUGGAGAGACGGCUGCGGUGCCCUGCAAGGAAACAUGAGGAAAAUGCUGUCCACGCCAAGUUGGUUGCCUGGAAGGAUGCACAGAUUGCAAAGCUCAUAGAAAAGUUGAAUCAGAAAGAAGCCCAGAUCGAUAAAUGGCAGAAGAAUAAGAUUGCACAGGCCAGGCAUAAACUGACAAAAACUGAGAAGAAGUUGGAGAAGCAGAGAGCUGAAGCCGUAGUGAAGAUGCAAAAGGCGAUAGAAGAUGCAGAGAGGAGAGCUGAUAAGAAGAGAGUCAAGAAGCAGGCAGCCACCAACAGCCGGAUAGAUGGUGUCAAGAGAGCCCUGGAGGAGAUGUCUAGGACAGGAAGGCUGCCCUGGGCACUUGCUUUUCUGUGAUCCAGCUCUUGCUUGUGCUAGUUCCAGACAAGCCGAUUGGCAUAAGCUCAUAUACUGUAUAGAAUGAUGGUUUGCUGUCCUGGGAUGAUGGAAGAAGUUUUAGGUCAUGCAACACUUGGUCAGCAUUGGAACACAGAUUCUUAAAUGUGACAUUAGUCUCCCCAUUGGAGAAGUGAAAAAUUCCACACUGUUGGCUUGAAGAUUAUGGUA
Messenger RNA from Triticum aestivum (bread wheat), 1586 nucleotides. RefSeq lists its product as uncharacterized. The transcript is spliced from 6 exons. Lineage: Eukaryota; Viridiplantae; Streptophyta; Magnoliopsida; Poales; Poaceae. The record is from RefSeq and is a predicted model, not a curated record. The coding region runs from base 102 to 1376 and encodes 424 amino acids.